AAAUAUAAGAGUAAUGAUUGUCUUUUCUGUUUUUGUAAGACUUAUAGUUCACUUAUAUCCUUUCUCUUAUGAAUGAAAGCAGUAGAUGGGAAUAUAUGCGGGUCUAUGUUUUGCUUCAGUUUGGGCUUAGAUGUGGUUCUGCCUACUUGUAUAAUAUGCGUUACAAUUGAUAGUUACAUAAUUGUAUUUACAUUGUUUUCUUUGUUCUGAGUGAUUAUUUCAGGUAUGGAUGUGGCACAUUGCUAUCUAGAUGGCAAUGCUGAUGCGGUUGAGUUUUGCCCACAUCAAUCCUUCCACCAUCUUCUAGCUGCUUCAACAUACACAUUACAAGAGGGUGUUCAGCCGAGUCGGUCAGGAAGCAUAUCCCUUUUCUCUGUCGAUGCCAAUGCUUGCAGUCUUAACUUGCUCCAUCGUGUAGAAACUGCUGGCAUCUUUGAUAUAAAAUGGAGCCCCAUCGAAAUUGGUGCGGGUCCCCUGUUAGGGCAAGCUGAUGCUGAUGGUUACCUGAGACUUCAUAGUUUGGAACACAGUUUGGAUGGACCAGAAACUAGAGGGCAUGUUCUGAGAGAAGUUGGUGGAGAAAAUGUUAGUUCUUCGAUGUGCCUGUGCCUAGACUGGAAUGCAUCAGCCUCAUCCAUCUCCCUUGGGAUUUCAGAUGGUUCCAUCUCAGUAGUCACCCUUGGAGAGGCCCAACUACAGAAACAACAAGCUUGGCAGGCACAUGAAUUUGAGGUCUGGGCUACAUCUUUCGAUAUCCAUCAACCACAAUUGGUGUACUCUGGCUCGGAUGACUGUAAAUUCAGUUGUUGGGAUUUGCGGGAGAACCCUUCACAGUUGGUGUUUCAAAAUACCAGAAUUCAUAAGAUGGGUGUUUGUUGCAUUACAAACAGUUCCAGGGAUUGCAAUACAGUGCUCACUGGGAGCUAUGAUGAGUACCUUAGGGUUUGGGAUUUACGAUCAAUAUCUAAGCCUCUAAAUGAGAUCGCAAUUGGUUUAGGAGGAGGAGUUUGGAGAAUAAAGCAGCACCCUUCAGUUCCAGACUUGAUAUUAGCUGCAUGUAUGCACAAUGGAUUUGCAAUUGUGAAAGUUAGAGAGGAAAGUGCUGAAUUAGUGGAGACAUAUGUCAAGCAUGACUCUCUGGCAUACGGAGCAGAUUGGCAACGCGGAGAAUCAAGUGAUAAAAGUGGAAGAGGAAAAGGGUCCUCCACAGUAGCUACUUGUUCAUUUUAUGAUCGCCUUCUUCGAAUUUGGAUGCCUAAAACUCAGAUGGUUACAUGACUUAAAAUGCAUGAUGUUCCUCAAUAUAUCUUUGGUUCGGUAUGCCGUGUCUUUUUCUGGAACUUCAUCCAUUUCUCAUUAGG
Molecule: messenger RNA, 1361 nt
Organism: Telopea speciosissima
Lineage: Eukaryota; Viridiplantae; Streptophyta; Magnoliopsida; Proteales; Proteaceae
Product: diphthine methyltransferase
Exons: 2
Coding region: 226-1278 (350 amino acids)
Molecular function (GO): protein binding
Source: RefSeq, a predicted model, not a curated record